Molecule: messenger RNA, 900 nt
Organism: Metarhizium brunneum ARSEF 3297
Lineage: Eukaryota; Fungi; Ascomycota; Sordariomycetes; Hypocreales; Clavicipitaceae
Source: RefSeq, a predicted model, not a curated record
AUGCCACCCGGCGAAUUUGAUGUCAUCAGUCUUGAAGACGUACAGCGAUGCUACGUGCCAGAGGCCGACGAAGCGAGCAUAGACAAGUCGGUAGUCACAGAAGCCGAAUCUGCUCCGGACCAGCUGGCAUAUAUAAUAUUUACUUCGGGUAGCACCGGUGCUCCCAAAGGAGUCAUGAUUCCUCAUCGCAUAUUAGUCAACUAUGGUCAACAAACCCCAUUCAACCUCGAUGCAGGACAAUCAGAUAGGGUAUUCUUGCCCUUCUCCCCGGCAUUUGAUGGAGAGCUUUGCAUCAGCGGCCCUGGCCUCGCCUGUGGGUACUUUGACACUGAAGCGCUCACGAGAGAGAAGUUCAUCAUCUGUGAACAGACCCAGGAACGUUAUUAUCGAACCGGGGACAUUGCAAGGCGUACCGUCUCCGGGAUACAGUUCCUCGGACGUAAUGAUUUCGUCGUAAAGAACCGCGGCUUCCUCAUCAACCUGGGAGCAGACGUUAAACCUGCUCUGCUCUCUUGCCCCGGAGUAGACGAAGCGACAGCUAUCAUGCAUCGAGACAAUCGCAUAGGAUUUGUCACCCCAGGAGCUGUAUCAGGACCGAAGAUCCGAGAAGACUUGGCCGCUCGGCUUGACGCGUUCCUUGUCCCGGAACGGAUAUACCCUCUAGAUCGGUUUCCUGUCACCGCGAAUGACAAGGUUGAUCCAAGGGCUCUGGAAAGUUGGUUGAAUGAACAAACAAAGUCCGUGGAUGAUCAGACAUCGACUUCUGAUGCAACGUCCACGCCAUUUGAAACACUUGUCCACGCUCUAUCAUCGGCGCUGAGCAUCGCGCCGCAACAGGAGGCCCUUGCGUCUUCAUCCUGGGGCUUGGCGGAAAUUCUCUCUCGGCUAUCCGACUUAUGA